Argentina anserina (silverweed cinquefoil) is the source of this 4920-nucleotide messenger RNA. RefSeq lists its product as uncharacterized. The transcript has 3 exons. The record is from RefSeq and is a predicted model, not a curated record. The coding region runs from base 141 to 4910 and encodes 1589 amino acids. Lineage: Eukaryota; Viridiplantae; Streptophyta; Magnoliopsida; Rosales; Rosaceae.
CAAGUACAUUGAUGCAUAACAUUCAGCUGUCGUAGCAGUUUUCCCCAAAGUCUCCAAAUGCUGAGAAGAAUACGAAGUGAAAGAGAUCAAAUCUGAGGAAGUCAGGAAAACACAUUGCUUUCUGUUUCUCUUUUGAGGACAUGGGGUUUGUAUUAGAAAUUGGAGUUCAAUUCAGGAAAUCUAUGAGAACAUGUUACAGAUCACUUUGCCAUCAUCCAGUUCUCGCGGCAUUUCUGCUUUUCUUGACAUUUCUGCACAGGUUCUUUCCUUUUGCAUUUUCUCUUUUGGUGACUGCAUCCCCUGUUUUGGUCUGCUCAGUUAUUCUUCUUGGGACCCUUUUGAUUUUUGGGCAACCAGACUUGGCCAAAACCGAAGGGGAAACGAAGAUUGCCCAUGAUUUUGCUUCUGUUAGAACCAGGGUUUCAGUGGAUGAGACUGUUAGUUUUGAGAGGGAUGGAAAGUUUUCUAUAGAGAAGUUCUCUGGAAAGAGUGUAGACGAAUUGAGUUGCAGUAGAUACAGUAGUGAUCCUGAAGGUUCAGUUGGUUAUGUGCCACUUAUUGAUGAGACAUUUCAUUACACUGACAAUGAGAGGAGAGAAUUAGAUGGUAAGGAGCUGGAGAACCAAAGGGUCAUUCAUAAGGAGAAAUUGGGGAUUGACAGCAUUGAUGGCAUUAGAAGGAAUGUGAAAGCUGUUGCGAAGCCGGCUUCCCUCAAAGGUGAUCACUCGGAGUCUUCACAGGGUGGUGAUGGUGGUGAUGAUGAGGCUACAGAUUCUGGCUCUGACCGGGCAGAGAGUUCGUCACCAGAUGCUUCAAUAGCAGACAUCCUUCCAAUUCUUGAUGAGCUACACCCACUAUUAGACGUAGAUGCUCCACUGCCUGUGCAUAUGUCCCCUGAUGACUCUGGUCUUGAGUCUGAUAGGAGCAAUGAUGGCAGUAAUGAGUCAGAUGAUGAGGAUACUGAAAUCCGGAGUACACGUGUACAAGAGUAUGGGGUUGAUGAUAAUGAUGGUGAUGAUGAAGAAGAAGCUCAUGAGGGUAAAGAGGAUGAAAGCAAAUCUGCAAUCAAGUGGACAGAAGAUGACCAAAUGAACCUCAGGGACUUGGGGAAUUUGGAGCUUGAAAGGAACAGAUGCUUGGAUAAAGUUCUUACAAUGAGAAGAGCAUUGAAAGUAGAUGAGAAGAAUCUGAUAGAUUUAGAUUCUUCUGAGAGUCCCUUUAAUAUCCCCCAAAUUGUAACAACAAGACACAACCCAUUUGACCUUUCACAUGAUUCCUAUGAUGGUAGGGGGUUAUCACCCAUCCCUGGUUCUGCUCCAUCGUCUUACUUACCAAGAAGAAACCCCUUUGAUCUUCUGUAUGAGGCAAAUGAAGAGAGUUCUGAGCUCAGUGGAGACCAUGCUGAAGAACAUGCAACAUUUCUCCCCACUAAUACAAUCUUCUGUAGGCAUCAAAGCUUUAGACCAUCUAGGUUUGGGGAUACCAAGCAAGAGAAGCGAGAUCAUAGUUGGAAACCUAUUUUUGUACCAGAACAGUUGGCUUCAGAAGGAACAAACUAUUGCUCAUUCCAAGGACUACCAAGAGAUGCUAGUGAUUCAAAGUUGAGUUCAAUUCCUGACACUGAGACAGUGAGUUCUGGAGAAGAUCUGGAUGAAAUGAAACUCAGUCAGCGUGUUAACGAAGCAGAAGUGAUCUCCAAUAUAUACCAAGCCUCACAUCUUGUUAACCAUAGAAGUCAUUCCUCUGAAGAUCUAGAUCCUCUGGAAAUGGAGCGGCCUGGGGAAAAAGAUAUUCAGCAUGAUGAAUCAGAAAUAAAAUUGGGAGAGGUGAAGGAUGAGAAUGCAAGCUUGUCUGGUACAGGACGAUUGGUUAUUCCUGUGGAACCUAUUACUAAAUCAACUUAUUUGACACCUGAAGCAUUUGAAGAUAAGAACAGCAAUAGGUCUAGCUCAUCGUUGUCAUCGGAAGUGGAUGAAAACUCUUCAGAAUUGAGGAAGGAUGGGUCAAAAUCUUUUGAGCCAUUUGUAAUGGAAGUGCAAACUAUGAGUGGAAUGGUGGAUGACCUUCAACAUAAGGAGCCAGUCUAUGACACAAGCCCCCCAGGAUCUGCAAAGGUCCUUUUCUUUGAUUCUAUUUCUUCAGAUAUUCAAGCAGAGGCAUCUGAAAUUGUUCCAGAACCAUCAUCAGUUGAAAUGUGUGUUCCUUCUGUAGACCAAGCCUUAGAUUCAGACUUGCAUGGUGACAGCAUUGAGAAGGGUACUUCAGAAAAUGGAAGAGGCUCUGGAGAAUGCAACCAAUUAUUCUUAACAUCUCAUUCAGAUGUGCAUGAUGAUCUCCCUAAGAAUUUGAAUGUGAAAGCAGCUUUGCCAAACUGUAGUGCUCAGUUUGUUUCUUCCAAAGAUAACACACCAGCAGAGGAGAAAAACUUAUUACGGUCCAGUAUGUCUACAGAUCAAUCAUCUUUUGAUGAUCAUAAUGCACUUCCUGAACCACAUAUCCUCUUAUUGGAGUUAAAAGAAGAAUCAAGCAGCAGGGACGUAGAUGCAGUUGGAGUCCAAGACCCCAGUUUGAAAAAAUUGCUUCCUGUGAGUGCUAAAUCUACAUCAAGCAACAAAGCACCUGGUGUCCAAGAAACUAUAGGUACUGAUACUGCUAUGGAGCAAACCUCAGAAGCUAACAAGUUGCCAAAACCAUCAAAUUCAAAAGAUGGAUCGGUGGGAAUAGAAGCUAAUGCAUUGGAUUCUACAGAGGAGACUGCAUCAAACAAUACAGACACAAGUAUUGAAGAAACUGUCACUAACAUUUCUCCAAAGAAACUCUCAGAGGCUAAUGGUGAGCAGACACAACCGUCAAAUUCAAAUGAUAGAUCGUCAAAAGUUGAAACUAGUUCAAAGGAUUCUACCAAGGUGAAUGCAUCAAGCAACACAGAAGCUGGUGUCAAAGAGCCUGCUGCCACUCCUGAUUCUCUGAAGAAAGUCUUGGGAGAUAUUGAUCCUCAGCUUCCUACUUCAUCAAAUUCCAAGGAUGGUUCAACAGUGGUUGGAACCAAAACUAAUUCUCCCAAGAAAGGCUCAGAAGCUAAUGAUGGUGAGCUGCCUAAAUCAUCAAUUUUGAAGGAUGGGUCAACAGGAAUUGGGACCAAUGCAAUGGGCUCUACCAAGGAGAUUGCAUCAGUUGAUAUAAGCACUGCUGUUCAGGAAACCGUCACCACUCGUAGUACACCUAAGGAGGACUCAGAAGAUAAUUCUGGUGAGCUGACUGAACUAUCAAAUAUCAAGGAUGGAUCGACAGACGUAAAUAAUACAGUGGGUUCUACCAAAGACAUAGCACUAACCAGUACAACAUCUGGUGUUCAAGAAACUGUCAAAGCUCCUGUGAAGCAAAUCUCAGAAAGUGAUGUCAGUAAGCUGCCGAAAUCAUCAGAGGACAUUGCAUUAAGCAAUACAGGAUAUGGUGUUCAAGAAACUGCCACUACUAUGAAACAAGUUCCUAAAAGUGAUGAUAUUGAAUUGCCAAAACCGUUCAAAGAUGAAUUUGAGAAAGUAGAAACUAAUGAUGCAGUCAAUUCUACCACGAGUCUUCAAGAAACUGCCCCUACUCUCCCAAAGGAAGUCUCUGAAGGAAAUCUCAGUGAGUCAUCAAAGUCGAAGGAUGGAAUGAAUGAAGUGGAAAGUAAUGUUGUCAGUUCUGCCAAGGAAAUUUCAUCAAAUUCGUUAGGAACUGGUUUACAGGAUAGUGUCUCUACUCGAACUCCAGCAAAGAAAUUGUCAGAAGCUAAUGUUGGAGAUUUGCCAAAAUCAUCAGAUUCAAAAGAUGGACAUAAAGAAAUAGAAACUAAUGCAGUGAGUUCUACAACGGAGAUUGCACCACAAAAGCAAGUCUCAGAAGGUAAUCACAGUGAGGCGACAAAAUUAUCAAAUUCGAGUGGUGGAUCAACAGAAGUAGGUACUAAUGCAGCGGGUUCUAGCCAGAGUGUACAAGAAACUGCAACUAAUUUGAAGCAGGUUUCACAAGGUGAUGCCAAUGAGCUGCCAAAACCAUCAAACACAAAGGACAGGUCACCGGAAGUCAUGAAUGCAGUGGAUUCAACCGAGAGUGUUCAAGACAGUAAUCAAGAACCUGAAACUAAAGUCAGUGUGCUUCCAAAACCUUCAAAUUCAAAGCAUGGAUCGACAGAAGUAAGAACUGACGCAGUCGAUUCUACCAAGACGCUUUCAUCCGGCAACACGGAAGGUAUCACCGCUCAUAGUGUUAAACAAGUCCCGGAAGAUAAUCUCAGUGAGCUGCCGAAAUCACAUGCAAAUGACGGAUCAGCAGAGAUAGGAACUAAUGCGUUGGAUCCCAUAAUAAGUCUUCAACAAACUGUCUCUGCUAAUAUCAACCAGCUGCCAGAACCGUCAGACGUAAAGGACGGAUCGACCAUAGUGCCUACUACAGUCAACUCUACAAAGAGUGUCCAAGAAACAAUCACUAAACAAGUUUCAGAAGGUAAGGGCAAUGAGCUUCCGAAACCUUUCAAGGAUGGAUCAACAAAGGUAGGAACUGAUGCAGAUGAUUCUACGGAGAAGCUUGCACCAGGCAACAUGGAAACUGGUGUACAAGUAGGAGUUGAUGCAGUUGGUUCCAUCAAGGACAUUCCAUCAAGCAAAACAGAAUCUGGUUUUCAAAAACGUAUCACCACUUCAGAAAGUGAUGUUGCUGAGUUGCCAAGAUCAUCACAAUCGGACGGUCAUCUUGGCGAGGGUUUGAAACCAUCUAUUCCAGAAGAAAGUAAUGCUGGUAAAUUGCCAAAACCAACUAAUACUAAGGAAAGUAAUGCCACCGAGUCGCAAAAACCAGCAGAUCCAGAGGAAAAUAAUGCCGGUGAGUCGCAAAAACCAUCAGAAUCAAAAGGAUGGUUAUGGUGGUGAUUUGUUGCAU